GGACAAGUCACCGCGUAAUACUUGAACAACUCUCUCGGCUCCGCAAUGAAUAACUGGCGUCCCCUCCAACCCAUUCCAAUUUCAGAAACCAACACCGACAGCAACAGCAAGCUUGCUUGGCCUUGACUGAAAACCCUAAUCUCAUCUCUGUCUAUCUCUAUCCCCCAAAUCCAUUCAUUUCGCUCAGAUCUUUCUUUGCCAUCAUUCGAAUCGAUCCGCUCCAUCUGAUUCGAGAAGAAUUCGCUAUGGCGAAAGCCAGAUACUCCCGCUUUCCGUCUCGGAAAUCCAAUUCAUCCACCAUGAUUUUCACCAUGCUCCUCAUGUUCACCUUCGUCAUUCUCAUCCUCCUCGCCCUCGGAAUUCUCUCCAUUCCCAGCAAUUCUGGCGGCUCCGGGAAAGCGCACGAUCUCAGCAACAUUGUCCACAAUCAAGCGGACAGCAGCGCCGAGGACCAAGGGAAAUCGGAGCCUUGGGCUGAAGUCAUCUCCUGGGAGCCUCGCGCCUUCGUCUACCAUAAUUUUCUCAGCAAGGAGGAGUGCGAGUACUUGAUCAGUCUUGCGAAGCCUCAUAUGGUGAAGUCCACAGUUGUUGAUUCCGAAACUGGAAAAAGCAAAGAUAGCAGAGUUCGUACAAGCUCUGGAACAUUCUUAGCUCGAGGGCGGGACAAAGUCGUCCGGGAAAUUGAGAAACGGAUUGCUGAUUUCACCUUCAUACCUGUAGAACAUGGGGAAGGGCUUCAAAUCCUUCAUUACGAAGUCGGGCAGAAAUAUGAGCCCCACUUUGAUUACUUUAUGGAUGAUUACAACACCAAGAAUGGGGGACAACGCAUAGCUACCAUUCUUAUGUACCUGUCCGACGUUGAAGAAGGUGGUGAGACAGUUUUCCCUUCUGCAAAAGGGAACUACAGUGCUAUCCCGUGGUGGAACGAGUUAUCCGAAUGUGGGAAGAAAGGGCUUUCAGUCAAACCUAAGAUGGGUGAUGCAUUGCUUUUCUGGAGCAUGAAACCUGAUGCCAGUCUGGAUCCUUCAAGUUUGCAUGGUUAGUAUAAUCAGCCUGAUUUUGGACUUGGCCAUUGCCUUUUAGUUGAGCAUGAUUGCUGUGCUACUCCAUGAAAAGUGCACCCUCACCAAAAUGAUUCUAUUCACAUUGCCUUCUCCUCUUCAGGUGGUUGUGCUGUGAUUAAAGGGAAUAAGUGGUCCUCUACGAAGUGGAUGCGAGUGAAUGAGUACAAGGUUUGAAUAUGUGACGAGAUAAAGGGAACAGUGUAAAAUCAUGUCUUCUCGUCAUCUGCCCUUACUGGUUGAAAGCUUGAAGGUUGAUAAGCUUCGAAGUGAACCUGCUAUCUUACAAUAUGCAGCCGUGUUCCUUCUGUCGACUAUGAUAUCCCACCAUUGGGAACCCCUUCCCACUGUCGCCAUAAAAAUAGGCUUAAUACACUUUUUUAGAGUUUGGAGCAGAACAGAUUGGAUACGUUUUGACAGUUCGAAGCAUACAGACUUGGGAAUUUUUGCGUUGAUAGAUACGACUUAGGAGUAUUUGUUGCAUUUGGUUUUUGAUUCGAUCGUCAGAAAAAGAGUUUUCCCCGGCUGUUCUGCCGUUCAAGAAAUGUAGUUGAAGAAUGAAUUUUCGCACUGGAGACAUCCGUUGGAAUCAUGGAGAUAUAAACACCAAAUAGUUUGGCGCUGGAUUGGAAUGUACUAUGUAGAGACUACCGAGGAGAGAGAAAUCCAUGCACAUAACUCAAGUAAAGAAGUAAUGCAUAACACAUAAUUAUUUCGCUUUUUUCCUUUUUGCAAUUUCGUUCCUUUGUUUUAUUCUGGAUUUAAAAAUAUAAUUUUGCACAAAAGUUGGUAGAAGGGUG
This is a messenger RNA of Linum tenue, 1861 nucleotides long. The record is from the annotation of a GenBank genome assembly. NCBI's taxonomy places the organism in Eukaryota, Viridiplantae, Streptophyta, Magnoliopsida, Malpighiales, Linaceae.